AUGAACUGGGUCAUACUUGCUUACACACUGUUUGGAUGUCUCGUCUGCGCAGAUAUGUUAUUGGACAGCUGCGGUCAAGAGUGUUUAGAUUUCAUCAAAUCCAUAAGCAAGGAAGCAGAUACUAUCAUUCGAACGCGAACAGCCGGAAUGUGGCGUCUGAAUAUUACCAUGAAACCUCGGACAGCGUAUACUAGUAGAUGGAAAUCUCUUCGUUUUCCCAGCAAAGGGUCGGAGUAUAUCAGCAACUUAGAGAUUCGUUGGCCGAUCAAUGCUUACCCGGGUAGAAUAAUCAUGUUUGAAGUGAGUUAUAUGAAGCUACAGGAUAGUCCAGGAUGUCAGGCCGACAGUGUUCAACUCUACAAUGGUAACAGUUAUAGUGACCGUAUGGAUAUCUUUUGUGGAACAUCUAUUGGAUUGGGUUACUACAACUCGACUGAAACUUCUACAUCUGUCAGGUUCUUCUCGAACGGUGACGCUUUUGUAGGGGAAGGCUUUAAGAUCAGAUAUCGAGCUGUCGCACUUCCUAUCCCGUUUUGCUUUCAUCACUACACAAACCAGCAUAUUUUGACUGCCACAACGGAAGCCCAGGUGUUUAAAUCACGUGGUUACCCAUUGUCAUAUCCAAGCAACCUUAGGGAGGAAUGGCUGAUCGUUAAACCGGAAGCGAACGACUCCUUAACCAUUCUUGUUGUAGACGCCGACACUGAGUACAGUGGCAACUGUGGCUAUGAUAGGGUGGCCAUAUAUGAUCGUAGCUGUCCAAAUACUGCUGCGAAAAAGGUUUUUUGUGGAACAGCAACACCAACUGUGACGCUCAAGGGAGAUAAGUUUGCCCUUGUUCGGUUUUAUGCCGACACUACAAACAAUGGACGAGGGAUCAUGGUUAAAUACUACCUGGAACAGAAAACAGACUUAACAGCAGAUAACAGCGGGUUAGAUGACGGAAGCAUAAAAUCCAUCAUCGUGGGUGUCAUUGUUGCAGUUGGUGGUUUUUGCUUAUCACUUGGAAUAAUUCGAUGGGUGAUGCGAUGUCAAGAGAGGCAAAAACGUAAAACUGAAAACGUCAGACGACCUGGCAGGGAAGUAAACGAAAACGAGGAUUCGCUGACAAGCGCAUCAAGGCGUCACGUGCACCGACGUUCGAGGGAUGACACCACGAUUACUGUUGUAGCUAUAUCCCAUUCAGGUCGAACACACAGGAAUGGUCGAAGCGGCAGAAAUUCCUUGACGAAUUUUACAGGCACUGUUGUCCAGCCUCCGUCUUACAACACACUGUUUGAUAGCAGUCAGUCACAGUCCGAAAUAAUUCUUAAACCUCCAGCAUACGAGGCAAAGUCGUACGAACCCCCACCUUACCCCGGCUUCCCCGUACCUCCGCCUGCAAUAGAAACACCAAGAUCAGCAAACCGAUUGUUGCCUUCCGUACAUGGGACAAGGGGAGGUAACCGUCGAAAUCAGAGAAGAACUCAACAUACAACACGGAUCGUGGUGAAACCGCAGGACGCUGACAGGGAGGAAAUACGUUCUCCUCCACCGAGAUAUGAGGAAUGA
Molecule: messenger RNA, 1551 nt
Organism: Ylistrum balloti
Lineage: Eukaryota; Metazoa; Mollusca; Bivalvia; Pectinida; Pectinidae
Exons: 9
Coding region: 1-1551 (516 amino acids)
Source: RefSeq, a predicted model, not a curated record